CCGGCGGCGCGGGCGGGGCCGCGCGCGCACGUGACGGUCCCGGCCCCGCCGCCGCCAUGGCCGCCCGCCUGCUGCCCGCUGUCAAGUUUCUGGUCAAAGGAGGCCUGGCUGGAGCUGCUGUGUACGUGGCAUAUGACCAGGGGCUGCUGGGCAGUGGCAUAGAAGGUGCUGAAGCCCUCAAAAAAGCUCAAGAAACGCUGCCUCCAGCUAUCCAAGAGUGGACAGAUUACCUGGGCUGGGAGCUCCCAUCCACUCCAAAAAUUGACUUUUCCCUCUCUGCUUCCUGGAAUAAAGGAGUGCACAGAGUCAUGUCUGCCUUGUCUGCAGCUCCCAGCAGGGCCUGUGAAUACACAGUGGAAGGUUGGAAAUAUGUGAAGGAUCUUGUGAAAUGAACACGUUCUCCAGGGCUCAGGAUUCUCUCAGUCUCCACCUCUGGAGGGCAGCUCAGCCGUGUAAGGGCUACAAUAAAAGACUUUGGUGGAACUUC
Messenger RNA from Haemorhous mexicanus (house finch), 487 nucleotides. RefSeq names its product mitochondrial contact site and cristae organizing system subunit 13 (gene MICOS13). Gene Ontology annotation, cellular component: mitochondrial crista junction; MICOS complex. The coding region runs from base 57 to 392 and encodes 111 amino acids. Lineage: Eukaryota; Metazoa; Chordata; Aves; Passeriformes; Fringillidae. Gene Ontology annotation, biological process: cristae formation. The record is from RefSeq and is a predicted model, not a curated record. The transcript has 4 exons.